ACUGAAAUCUCUCGAUCUCACCCAUCUUUCUACCCCUCCGUCCAUCCCUCCUCCCCCUCUCACGGGCUGCACGCUGCCUCGCUCCGACCGACCGCCACGCCCUCACAUCCCCAUCUCCAUCUCUCUCCGCGUUGCUCUGCCUCUGCCACCGCUUCACCCGCGCGCGGUCGGGCUCCUAGCUAGCUGCUGCCUCUCCUCCCCUUGAUGUGGCGCCGGGCGUCGAGCUGCUGCUGCUGCUCGCGCUCCAGAGGCGCCGGAGGCGAGCUCCCCGGACGCCCGGCGGCCUAGCCUCCUCGCGCUCCUACAAGAGGGAGAUCCGGGCUUUUUGUGUUUGGUGGGGCCGUGUGAUCCCACGUGACCCAAAGUGGAUCCACUCUGAUGGAAAUGGAGUCGGGGAGCACGUUCUAUGCGGGUGAAGGUCUUCACAUUGAUCCCAGCUGGCUCAUCGACCCAAAGCUUCUAUUUGUUGGGCCACGGAUCGGUGAGGGUGGACAUGCAAAGGUCUAUGAGGGAAAGUAUAAGAACCAAAAUGUUGCCAUCAAGAUUGUGCACAAAGGGGACACCCCUGAAGAGGUCGUCAAGAGGCAGGGUAGGUUCUUGAGAGAGGUGACCAUGCUGUCAAGGGUGCAGCACAAGAACCUUGUCAAGUUUAUUGGAGCUUGCCUAGAGCCUGUCAUGGUGGUGGUGACCGAGCUAUUAGUGGGGGGCUCUUUGCGGAAGUAUUUGGUCAGCUUACGGCCUAGGAACCUGGAGCCUCGUGUAGCAGUUGGAUUUGCAUUGGACAUUGCCCGAGCCAUGGAAUGUUUGCAUGCACAUGGAAUCAUUCAUCGUGAUCUUAAACCUGAGAAUCUGCUGCUUACUGCAGACCAGAGAACAGUUAAGCUCGUCGACCUUGGUUUAGCAAGAGAAGAGACGUUAACAGAAAUGAUGACCGCGGAAACAGGAACCUACCGUUGGAUGGCUCCCGAGUUGUACAGCACAGUCACAUUAAGGCACGGAGAAAAGAAACAUUACAACCACAAAGUAGAUGUUUACAGCUUUGCGAUUGUGUUAUGGGAACUACUACACAAUAGGCUACCCUUUGAGGGCAUGUCUAAUCUGCAAGCUGCAUAUGCUGCCGCCUUCAAGAACAUCAGACCAAGUGCAGAUAAUUUGCCGGAGGAGCUAUCAGAGAUCCUAACAUCCUGCUGGAAAGAAGACCCAAGCGACAGACCAAACUUUACCCAGAUAGUUCAAAUGCUUCUCCAUUACCUCUCAACCCUUUCACCGCCAGAACAUAUGGCCCCAGCUCGCACAUUCAGUUCGGAGAAUGCAAUCUUACCUCCUGAAUCGCCUGGGACGAGCUCACUAAUGGCUUCUCGAGGCGAUAUCACGCCUAAAGGCAACAUUGAAGACAAGCCAAGGGGCUUCUUUUUCUGCUUCAGCCAGUGUUAUUAGCCUCACAGAUGGAACAAGGGAACUCCCAAGAUGAUGCAAAACAUCAAAAGAACACACCCAUAGUCCAUACCCAAAGCAUGGCAGAAGUCCCUGAAAACUGUUGUUUCUGCUCAUCAGGCCACCCCUUCUUCCCUGACAUGUUUGAACAUAUCGGCAGGGUAGAUCUGAGUAACCUUUUGGCUCCUGCUAGUAAUGGUGAAAAUAGUUACUAUAUCGUAUAUUUUCCAUGAACCUACCAUAUCAAAAUUGCGCGCCCAUCGUAUAGUAAUAAUUGGCAUUAAUCAUUUACUCACUUGGAAA
Hordeum vulgare subsp. vulgare (domesticated barley) is the source of this 1737-nucleotide messenger RNA. RefSeq names its product serine/threonine-protein kinase STY13-like. Gene Ontology annotation, molecular function: protein kinase activity; ATP binding. The transcript is spliced from 7 exons. The coding region runs from base 379 to 1437 and encodes 352 amino acids. Gene Ontology annotation, biological process: protein phosphorylation. The record is from RefSeq and is a predicted model, not a curated record. NCBI's taxonomy places the organism in Eukaryota, Viridiplantae, Streptophyta, Magnoliopsida, Poales, Poaceae.